AUGUUUAUUGGUUUAUUUAUCGUUUGCGUGGUGCUUUACAUUAUUUACGAAAAUAAAUUAUUUAUCAUAUUACCUCAGCUAGUAUUUCAAUGGUUUGACUAUACUAUUACAGCAACACAUUCAUUAUAUGUAACGAUUGCUAUUAUAUCAUUCUUUUGUCUUUUGCUGGGUACUCGUCGUGUAUUAAAAUGGCCAAUAUUUUUAUUUUUUAUUUCAUUUGUUCUCGCUGAAUUAUUUCUUUACAUAUUAUUACGAUAUUUUAUUCGUUUACUAGAAUCAAUAUUUAUUCGACCAUCAACAUUGAAUAAUGCUGAAACUUAUGAAGAAUGGUAUGAAUAUGCUUUUGAAACUGAUAAAUUACAUGGAAGAGAAAUAUGGAAAGCAAGUUCUGAAUCAAAAUAUUAUGAUGAAAAUUUAACUCGAACAUUUACUGAUGAAUUGAAAAGAUAUCGAGAAUUGAGAGAUAGUGAAAAACUUAUUAAAAAAUUACAAAUGUGUAUUAAUAAAAGUAUGAAUGGAAUUCUUAAUGAACAUUUAUAUUCAAAAAGCUUAGUUGUAACUAAAUGUGUUAUGGAAGAAUAUAUUAAAGAGAUUGUCACUAGUUUAAAGUAUUUAACGGAACAAGCUCAAUCGCUUAAAGUCUGCAAAACACAUCCAACGCAUGUUUUAUCAUCAACAAUUGAUAAUUCUAUUACGACUGCGCAAGCGGAUGAAAGGCAUCAUAGUGUUACAACAAAUAAGUCUGAUGAUCUUUCACCUUUAUUAACUAGUCCUAGUACAACACAGCUACUGACAAAUACCAAUAUCAAUAGUGAUAAUUCUGCAUUACAGAGUCCAUUUAUCGAACAAACUAUCAACGAUUUAACUACUGAUAACUCUUCUAAGGGAAUUCUAUCAACUAAAUUUGUAUUACAAGCUUUAAAAGCUAUGAAAUCUCAUUAUGGCGCAACAGCACUAUGUUUAUCUGGUGGUGCUGGAAUUGGUCACUAUCAUUGGGGAGUUGUAAAAGCACUCGUAUGUUCCGGUUAUUUACCUAAAAUUAUAAGUGGUACAAGUAGUGGAGCCAUAAUAGCAGCUGUUGUAUGUACAAGAUCAGACGACGAACUACAAUCAACAUUACAAGCUGAAGUAUUAUUACCUCAUUUGAAUUGUUUUGAUGCUCCGUGGAUCGAUCGAAUUAAACGUUAUUUCAAAUGCCGAGCUAUGUUCGAUCAAGAUGUUUGGUUAGAAAAAUUACAAUGGUUUGCUGGAGCAGAUGGAUUCGAAAAAAUUGGCUUAACUUUCAAAGAAGCAUAUGAAAAAACUGGUCGUAUAUUAAAUAUCACCGCUACAAAUGCACGAAAACAUUCUCCACCACUUUGUCUCAAUUAUCUAUCAACUCCAAAUGUAACAAUUGCUUCAGCUGUAUUAGCUUCAUCAGUUGUACCUGGUUUAAUUCAUCCAGUUCAUUUAAUUGAGAAAAUAGUGAAUAAAGAUGGUCAAAUAAGUUAUAGUUCUUUAGAUGGUGAAGGAUUAAAAUACCGAGAUGGAAGUUUUGAAAAUGAUAUACCGUUAAAUUACUUGUCAGAAGUAUUUGGAUGUAGUUACUUUUUAGUAAGUCAAACAAAUCCACAUAUUAUUCCUUUCUUUUUUAAUGCUCGUGGACAAGGUGGCCUACCAUCAGGUUGGCGUUUACACGGAGGAGCAUAUCGUGGAGGAUUUUUAUUAGCAGCCAUGAAAUUAAUUUUGAAAGAAGAUAUGAAAAAAAAACUUACGAGUAUUGGGAAUGUUAGAUUUAUUACCUGCUGUUUAUGA
Rotaria socialis is the source of this 1794-nucleotide messenger RNA. Lineage: Eukaryota; Metazoa; Rotifera; Eurotatoria; Philodinida; Philodinidae. The record is from the annotation of a GenBank genome assembly.